Messenger RNA from Ixodes scapularis (black-legged tick), 2247 nucleotides. RefSeq lists its product as uncharacterized. The record is from RefSeq and is a predicted model, not a curated record. NCBI's taxonomy places the organism in Eukaryota, Metazoa, Arthropoda, Arachnida, Ixodida, Ixodidae. Bases 1 to 2247 code for a protein of 748 amino acids. Gene Ontology annotation, biological process: DNA integration. Gene Ontology annotation, molecular function: nucleic acid binding; zinc ion binding. The transcript is spliced from 3 exons.
AUGGCAACGGGGGAUCCGGCAGCGACGGAAUUACGCAAAUUGGCGCAAACCUGCGACUUCGAAGCCGCACUUGACCAGUCCUUGAGGGACCGUUUCGUCUGCGGUUUACGCAGAGAGGACAUUCAACGUGUGUUGUUCACAGAGGACAACAAGCUAACUUUCCAGAGAGCCGUCGAAAAAGCGCUAGCCAUGGAAGCAGCAAAAAAGAACGUCGCUGAAACACAUGCGUCAGAACCUAGAGUUUCAGACGUACACAAGGUGAAGGCCGUCGCGGAGGCGAACGUGACGCAGCGAGAAUGCUAUCGCUGCGGCUCAGCGAAACAUGGAAGCCGGGUAUGCCCGCACAUUGCGGAUAUCUGUUUCAAGUGUAACAAGAAGGGGCAUGUCCAAAGAGUGUGUCAUGCGGACAAAGAAAAGAAAUCGAAGUGGACGCCACGUAAGGCGAUGAAGAAACUGGUUCCUGUUCAAGACCCAGUUGGCAUGAAGGAAAUGACCACGUCUGGCAUGGAACCAAUAAAACUCACAAUAAACGUGCAGGAAGUUGCCUUGGAAAUGGAACUGGACACAGGAGCAACUGUUUCUGUCAUGUCACUGCAACAGUUUCGUCAGAUAUCUCCUUCAACAAAGAUCAUGCCGACGACGCUCAAGCUGCGCACGUUCAAGGGAGACAUCGUUCAGCCCGUCGGGGUUGCUCACGUCGACGUGCAGUACGGACAGCAGAGGACCGAGCUUCCCCUCUACAUCACAAGAGAAAAGGGACCACCUCUGCUCGGCCGGCAGUGGCUGCAAGCGAUCCGAUUGGAUUGGAACCGGAUUUUCGGGAUCAACAGCAUUGCCAGGUUCCCUCUCGAAAGUGGGAAAGACGAUAGUUGCGAGGGCGAAGAGUCCUUCUAUGCACUACGGCUAGAGUCAAUGCCGGUGUCCUCUGAGGAGAUUGCACGCGCUACGUCGCGCGACCCGUUACUUUGUCAAGUACUUGAAUACACAAGCAUGGGUUGGCCGACGCACGUGCAAGAACAACAACUCAGACCGUUCUUUGACAGACGCUUGCAGAUGAGUGUUCAUCAAGGGUGCCUAAUGUACGGCAUGAGGGUUGUUGUUCCGUCCCAGCUGCAGGAGCCCGUGCUCGAGGAACUGCAUCAAGGCCAUCCCGGCAUCGUGCGAAGUAAGGAGCUGGCUCGCAGCUAUGUUUGGUGGCCAUCAAUUGACUCAGACCUUGAAAGAAAGGUACGAAGCUGCCAAGCAUGCCAGGAACAGCGUAAUGAUCCAUGCAAAGCGCCUCUUCACCCCUGGGCAUGGCCGACAGCACCGUGGAGACGACUACACCUGGACUUUGCAGGCCCGUUCCGCGGAACCAUGUUCCUAGUCGUGGUGGACGCGCACUCAAAGUGGCCAGAGGUGUUCACCAUGCAGAGCACUACGACCGAGCGCACUGUGAGGUGCCUACGUGAACUUUUCUGCAGGUUCGGAAUUCCGGAAACAAUCGUUUCAGACAACGGGCCGCAGCUGGUGUCCGAGGAAUUCAAGGUGUUCAUGAGGAACAACGGGGUCAGACACGUCGUGAGCGCCCCAUACCACCCGAGCACAAACGGCCUGGCAGAACGGUUUGUGCAGACACUGAAGUCUGCACUACGCAAGUCAUCUGCUGGUGAGUCUCUGGAAGAAGCAUUGCAACACUUUUUGCUGACGUACCGGAAUACUCCACAUUCAACAACAGGAGAGACGCCAGCAAACUUGUUGAUGGGCAGAAGAUUGCGUUCCAGGUUGGAUGUAAUCAAGCCUACGGUAGAGGGGAAAGUGAUCCACAAGCAAUUUAUACAAAGUAAGCAACGGAGGACAAGCAGAGAAGAAAUCUGCCCUGGUGACAAUGUCCUAGUGCGAAAUUACAGGAGUUCGCCGAGGUGGUUACGUGGUACCGUCCUCAAGAAGACUGGUCCAGUAUCUUACCAAGUCCAGGUUACCACGCCUCGAGGCAAGUUCAUCUGGCGUCGGCACCUCGAUCAACUUUUGAGCCAAACACGGCCAACGGCAACGCCGGUACCUUCGGACACCGACGACGCUGAGGGGUUCCUGGUCUUUUCACAAGGCGAGCCAAGUGUCCCGGCCACGGUACAAGAGCAUGGGCCACAGCAGCCUCACACCAUCCCGCAACGGGAUCCUGUACCUCCUACAGGCCGAUCUACUUCUAAAGGACGCUACCCAUCGAGAGAACGGCGUCCACCUGACAGAUACCAAGCUCACUCCUAA